Molecule: messenger RNA, 2394 nt
Organism: Lachancea fermentati
Lineage: Eukaryota; Fungi; Ascomycota; Saccharomycetes; Saccharomycetales; Saccharomycetaceae
Source: the annotation of a GenBank genome assembly
AUGCCUAAAGACAAGGGCUUGCAUCCUACGGCUAGUACCCAGGAACCAAUAAAACGGGUUUUUAGUGUUGAUGACGAUAUACACGAAAUUCAGCAUGAUAUUCAAUAUCUAGAAGGUUUACAGGAUGGGCUCAAGUACGCUGUGGCGAACAAAAAGGCCGGAGGAAACCAUACUCCUUCGUCACCUACGCCUCCUAUCCGGCCCUCUUCUUUGAAGCAUAGGCAAUCUUCUUUGUCGAUCUCCGAGGACAACGACAGGAUUGUUAUCCAUGACGGGGACCGUAAUUUAGUUUUAGGGGAUGAAGAAGAUCAAAGCUCUGUCGGGUCGGUGGAGUCAUACACAUUACGAGACAGACAAGAUGCGAUCAAUGAGACACAUCCUUUCGGUAUCAGGAUCUGGAAACCUGCGCUUUACAAGAAGCAUAGAUCUGUGCAAAGAGCAGCAGCCGAAGAUAUUCACGAGACAAAGUAUAAACAAAUUCCGUGGAAGGUGUCUGUAUCUAAUUUUAUUUGGUCUUGUGUGAUCGGAAUACCUCUCUUUGGCUUUCUCAGUUUAUGUAGCAUGCUGGUGUGCGUACUGGGUCUUUUUACUACAUCCGCGCGGGAGUACGCAACGGUACUAUUCAAAAUUGGCCGAUAUCUGUUAUGUCCAUUUGGGCGUGUCGUUUUGCUAAUGAAUGACCAACAAUAUCUUCAAGAAGAUCAAAAUGAGGGUAUUUCCGUGGAACAGUUUUACGGGUGGGUUACAUCCUACAGCAACAGGCUUUUUUUUCAUAGAUCUCAAACUUCUCCUUCGUCCUAUGGUUCCAUCAAUAACGAGCACCAAAGACGUUUGUUUGGCAGAGGCAAAUGGUCACUGGGGCGUCUAGCUUUUUACCUGGUAUUUUAUGUGCUUGUUCAGCCUUUGAUAUUUAUCUUAGCUGGUCUUACUUGGCUGAUAGUCUUCACAAUUCCAAUGAGCAACAUUAUGUGGAAUUUAAUGUACCAUUGUCGUAGGCAUCCCUUAGCGCUUGACAUCAAGCAGCUUUCGCAUACCCCAUCCGAUGUCGAGGACAAGGCAGUUUUGCUCUGUACAUUCCGUUGUGCCGGCCUUCACUACUACAAAUAUACCGUCGAUGGUACUAACGUUAUUGUCAUGAAUUUGGUGGCUGUUGUAAUAUUCACAAUUAUCGAGUUUUAUAUGCUUCAACCGAUUCUUCAAAUAAGCGAGUCUACAAUUUUUCUAAUGUGUCUUGUUUCCAUCAUUCCUCUUGCAUUUUACAUUGGUCAAGCCGUGGCUUCUAUAUCAGCACAAACGUCUAUGGGUCUCGGUGCUGUUAUCAAUGCAUUCUUUUCUACCAUAGUGGAAGUUUUCCUUUAUUGCAUAGCUCUUCAGCAGAAGAAAGGUUUAUUAGUUGAAGGUUCCAUGAUAGGCUCCAUUUUAGGUGCUGUAUUAUUAUUACCUGGGCUUUCAAUGUGUGGUGGGGCGCUUAACAGGAAAACUCAGCGUUACAAUCCUGCCAGUGCUGGCGUUUCGUCGACGAUGUUGAUCUUUUCUAUGAUGGUAAUGUUCGUUCCAACUAUGAUCUAUCAAAUUUACGGUGGUUAUAUAAUGGAAUGUGUGGGCUCAAGUAAUUCGAAGAAGGAGCGCUGCUACUUCCAUCAACCACCCUUGAAAUUCAAUCAGCUUUACAUUCACGUAAUCAAACCCAUGUCAAUAUUUUGUGCCGUCAUUCUAUUCUUCGCCUAUAUUAUGGGGUUGUGGUUUACUUUAAGAACUCAUGCAGCAAUGAUAUGGCAAAUUCCGGAGCGCCAGGUUUCCACAAAUGUAAAUCAAUCAACAGACAUUCAAGACGAAGACGAGGCAGGUGGUGGACACGAUGCCCCUAAUUGGUCGAGGAAAAAGUCUACGUGCAUAUUAUUGGGUGCUACCUUGUUGUAUGCAGUCAUUGCAGAGAUUCUAGUUGAUUGCGUCGAUAAUGUUUUGAAGCAAUUCCCCUCUCUGAAUCCAAAAUUUCUUGGGCUAACCGUUUUUGCGUUAGUUCCAAAUACUACAGAAUUCCUAAAUGCCAUAUCCUUUGCAAUUCACGGCAAUGUCGCGUUAUCGAUGGAAAUCGGUAGUGCAUAUGCUCUACAAGUCUGCCUACUGCAAAUUCCUGCGCUGGUUGUAUUUUCACUUCUUUACACUAUGAAUUUCAUACCAAGUGACAUAAAUAUCAGAACACAAAUGUUUUCAUUGGUAUUUCCUCGUUGGGAUUUGAUGGCUUGUAUGCUAAGUGUUUUUCUGUUCACGUACCUAUACGCUGAGGGAAAGUCUAAUUACUUCAAGGGAUCCAUAUUAAUUUUGCUUUAUUUCGUGGUUACUUUGGGAUUCUUCUUUCAAGGUGCCAUUGACGACAGCGAUUGGAGCGAUUAA